Molecule: messenger RNA, 660 nt
Organism: Ctenopharyngodon idella (grass carp)
Lineage: Eukaryota; Metazoa; Chordata; Actinopteri; Cypriniformes; Xenocyprididae
Product: COX8 domain-containing protein
Exons: 2
Coding region: 114-344 (76 amino acids)
Biological process (GO): mitochondrial electron transport, cytochrome c to oxygen
Cellular component (GO): mitochondrion
Source: RefSeq, a predicted model, not a curated record
CCUGAGGCAGGAAACCCAGCGGUUGCACUCAGUGAACAUCCCCUUUUUCCUUCUCCCUUAACCUCUUUCUCUCUCUCUCAGACGCAUCCAGACUGACCCGUACAGCUGGUGGGAUGCUGGCCUUUCUGAGGGGAGCUGUGCAGCCGGUGACAGUCUGCAGGGCAAGGGAUAUUGUCCAGAAACGCAACUCCAGCAUCUACAGCAAGCCACCCAAAAGCAAGAUCGGACCUGGGCAAAGUUUCUUGAUUAUGUCUGUGUUUGCCGUUGCCCUCCUGGCCCCUGCCGGGUGGAUUCUGCACCACAUCCCAGAAUAUCGGCAGAGAGCAAAACCCCCACCAUCCUGAAGAAUGCACACUGGUGUACCACAUCAGACCUGGCUGCCUCUAAAGCAUUAUUCACCUCCAGUGAAAAAUUUAGAUCUUUAAAGCAUACAACAUCACGAGCAACAUCACAAGUAAUAAAAUAAUAUGUAUAAGAAUACAUUAAUAAAAUUAUCCGGUAAUAUGGUUAAACAAUUGUUUGCCCUAUUUGAAUCUAAUGAGAAAUAAUUUCAUGGUGUUUAAUGCCUUAGGACUGUGGCCCUUAAUGCCAUUGUAAGCAGUGGCCCUUACUACAUGCAAAAUGACUGCUUUUUCCUGUAAUAAAGUUUUUUUUAUAUCA